GAUAAUUACAAAUGUGUUUCACAAAAAAGAAUGUUUCCCACUUUGGAAGGAUGUUCGUAAACGUAUGAAUGGUUAAACAGGUCCGUCGUGUAUGAAGGAAUUUCUCAAAUUGAAUAAUGACACAAGAGCGACAUAUUGUUAAGACGUUGCUCUCUUCAGGCAAUCAUGUCACUGUGUCACUAAAGGAAAAUGUAGAGCGAAUUUCGUGCACUUAAACGUCCCUCCGCCCCCCCUGUUAUCUGUACCAGUGACUCAUUUCACCAGGGUCUAGUAUUGAUUUAGUCCUCCACUGUACUAAGGGGAGAGCCCUCCCCCAGCAAGUAAAAUUGCACAGGCUAUUCAUAUAUUGGACACAAGCCAUAUUCAUUAAAAUAUUGCAACAAAUAUUACGUCAUUGAUUCAAGAGUUACAUAAAGAGUUUCGAAAUUAUAUAAAUAUUUAAAUCAGCAUGUGAUUCUCACGUGGUUAAAUUUCGUUUGGCAGACAUUUUAAUCGUUUGAAAUAGAUUACAUUAUUAGCGGAUGAAGGCACUACGUAAUUAUUUAACUUUUUCUUUUGUUAUCAGCUGUUGUGAUACUCUCUCAUUCUUUUCUGAAGCUUCAAAUUAAGUACUUGAUCGUAACAACAUUAAUUUAUUUACUGUGGCAUUGACCUUAACAUGAAAAACAGUUGAAGUGACGACAGCAAGCAAGUGAUGAAAGUGUUUGUGUAAGUGAUGCGUUUCCGUCGUGUUGUGAUGUGCACUACAAAUAUGAUGAUGGCCAAUUUCAGUGCAGUUCUUCGAUAUAAAUACUUGUUUGAAAACAGUGCAUUGAGGUAUUGAUGCAUCAGGAAAUGGUUGUGUCGUAGAACUUAAAACUUACAGCUCUUAAAACAAGUUUGUAACUCGUAGCAUCUUAUGACAGCAGUCCACAAAGUGAUUAUGAAGUGUAGUAAUCGAAGCGUUUUGUGAAAUCACGUGGGAAAUGUGAAAAAACCCAGUAAAUAUUCUUGUGAAAAUUGUUCAGAAUUGUAAGAAACAAAGAGUUGUGUUGGCGGCCUACGUGGUAACAGCACUGCGACGCACCAAACUGAAACAUCGAUACUGAACAACGAUUGCAAACAUCGGAAUUAUAUGGUUUAAAAUCUUCAAGAGUUCAAAGUAAUAGUGCAAUAUCGACGGUAAAAAUCGCGGUUCCAGUUCUCGACUUCUCCUACAACUCGCUGUCGUAAACAUUUGGUUCCCAUUCAGCGAUCUGCCCCCUUCCUGUUGCCCUCACAGGUUCGGUGGGCAUGCUACCAUGUCGGAUGGGAAGGCGAAGAGGCCCCGAGAACACCCUGAACCUCCUCCAGCGCACAGUUCAUCAUUUGCGUCAGGGUGCAGUUCAAGAUGGAGGCUAGGUAGUGGCAAAACAUCUGAUGCUUCGCUCUUGGACCUUUACAACGAAGGUGGUGGGUUCCAUCAGCCGGUGUCUGCUAUGUUGAGCGGCUCGACUGCGCCCCCUUUCCGGUCUAAUGCGGGCCACCGUGCCCCAUGGCCUCCGCCCGCUCUGCAUGCCGCAACGGAAGGAUUUGGCCGAUUUGGGGCAGGCGGCGUCGGAUUGUAUUCACUGUUUCCCGGUCCCGGAGGUGGUGCAGGGGGCGGCGGAGGAGGCGCUUCUGAAGCAAGUGCUGCCAUCUAUUCGCAGGCUACGAGGUUUGCGCAUUCCGCCAAUACGUACCACAACUUCAUUGGGGCCCAUAAAAUUGCCGAUUCGCUGUUCUCUUCGGGGUACACUUUCGGAGGGCCCACACCCCCUCCUCCUCCUGGUGCAGCACCCCCACCGUUUUCGCCAGUUAGCCCCCUGGUGGAUCGGGGUGUCAUAACCCAGCUAGAACACAUGGCAAAAGGUUUUAACAACAACAACAGCAGUGCCAACAAUAACAAUAUUAACAGCAGUUUAAACGGUGGUGUUAAUGAUUCGAGUAUAACCAGCGUUCCUGUCGGGAAUAACAAGAAGGUGGAAAACAAGAGACGGUCUGAAUGCGCACUGUAUCAAGAUUCGGUUGAACGGCGAACGCAACAAACGUCAAAUGGUGGUCCAGGGACCGGAAACAGGAGACGGUGGGAACGCGUGCAUGGCCAAGCGCCGCCCACAUCUCCGAUUGUGAAGAGUGAAGUUACAAGUAGGCCGACUUGCGGAUGUCGCAACUCUUCCGUUUCGACAAACUCCCCAUCCCCCCUUGUACGGAAUGGCAGUAGUCAGCACACAAAUGGAAUCAUGGCGAAUUCUGACAAUAAUGGCGGCCCUUCAUUUCCGUUUCAACAAUGCAACGAGCGUAAACACGAACAUCCAGAACCCUCUAGCGGAGAACGGAAGAAACAUGACUCGCUCGUUGCGUCCUCUGGCGGCUGCAGUCGGACCAAUCCCGUCUCACUGCGAAACGCGACCACUGGUUUACACUGCAAUCUCCUUGGACUGGGUGCAGGAGGUGGGUGUAAUUCCGUUUCGGAGUGGCCAAAUGGCGGUCUGGUCCAGAUAAAGAAGGAGCCGAUAAACAGUUCUGGUGGGAGUACGACCCCGUGUCUCCAGGUCGCCGAAGUGACAACCAGUAUUCGACAUCCUCAGCAGAAUGUGAGUUCUGUGCCUAACAUGGCGACAGGGUCGCCUAUGGCAGCCAUUGUGAAACUGGAAGCCACGCCAUGUUCCACAUCUCCAUGUAAUGGCGGCGUCAACAGUACUUCAGCAAAUGGCGGGCCCAAAUCAAUGCAACACCCCUCUGUCAACAGCAGUGCCAUCCCAGUCGGUAUCGCCGUGGCAAGACAGCGACUGCUGGAUCACCCUCUGCCGCCGUCUGGCAAUAAGUCUGACAUGAAGCCCCCCCAGCCCCCCCCGUGCAGACAACAGAAGGCUCUUAUACCGGCGCCCCUGGACCCCCAGUGCAGCGUCGCCGAUCUAGUUCCUGCCCCAGCGCCGCCGUCUCUCUCUGCAAUGGUGCUUCAGCCUCAGUGCCAGGACAGAUCGACCAAUGGUCUGGCUCCGUGGGCGGCGACAACCAAUCAUAACCCCGCCCUGACUCCGCCCACAUUAUGGCAGUAUCCUACCCACGUACCAGUGCAGUUGGGUACAACGGAACACGUGCCAUUAGAUUUACCACCUGUGGGGUACCAGUUGGUACGCGAUCCUAUGGCAAGCCACUUCCUCUUGAUACCAACAGCAUCCAACAUGGAACACCUUACAAGGGCAGUUCUUUGGCCAAGCUACUCCACAACCGCAGCUACCGUACAGCCUCCGCUUCAAGUCACAACAACGCAGCAGCCUGCCACCCAGCACAUCCAACUGUUCGAACCAGCCGAGCCGUCCGAGUACCUGGCAGCGCCGGCCACACGCAUCUUGGUUCAGCCACAGCUUACGAUAGCCUCAGCCGCGACCGCCACGGCCGUGACCGUGGCCACCGACACCAUCCAGGGCAUGACAAAGUCCUCUACCAAGCAGCAAGCAACGGCACUCAUAAAGAUCGAACCUGCUCAUACGGUAUCCGACUGCAUUGAAGGUGGCGCAGAAAGCAUCACAGUGGAUGACACCAACAUAAAACCGUCGCACCGCACGUCUCCCAUCAACACGUCCAGAUCCACAACGACAGAGGUCUCUGUAGCAACAAACACAACCCCAACACCUCAAACUCUAGCAGGACAAACAGGCACCAUGUUCCCCACGGGCGCGACCUCAGCCGCAACGGCGCUGCAGGCUCACUUCUACUACGAGCACCACGCCCAUCACCCGACAUCCACCGCAACUGCAGCCAUUGUUCAGUUGUCGCAGACACCCCAGCCCUCUGCAUCAGUGCAGACUGAUAAUGGGAAGAGGUCACAGGCGACAUCACCAACUCCACCUCCUGAGGCUGCAACCAGCCAUUCAGAAUGUGAAGAUGCAAAUUCUAGCUCGACAACUUCAGCGGUGUGCGCGACAUUGGACCAGGGAAUCGCACAGCUCCCGGCUCCCAUAACAGUGCAGGACGCGAGCAAUCAGACCGACACACCACCUGUCAGUGAGGAUGAAAACUGCUCUGAUUCUGGCCCCAUCCAAGAGAAACUGCAUGUACGUGACCUGCAGCCAAAGCAGGAAAUACCUGAAAGCUCUUCAUGUGAUGCAAAACCACAACCAGUUGAUGGUCAUGUGGUGGACUUGAGUGGUCUUGAACUGCUAUCAAAUAGCAUUGAACAGUUUGUGAAUCAUCAUACCUAUCACAGUGAUGGGUUACCACAAGAUGGUAACUCUUUGACCACUGCUGGCAUGGAUUCUUCUCAAGACUCAUCCAAGUUACCAGCAUGUUCAAGCAGUUCAUUAUCUGAUAUGAAACGAGAACUUUCAGAUUUACGACCAGCAGAUGAGAAGGCAGCCGAAACAUUACAGAUGCUUUGUCAACAGUCAGCAGUCAGUCAAAUGAAAUCUUCUGUUGUUGAGGGACUAACAGUGACAGAGCAUCUGAACGCUACAUUUAACGAUGGUGAACAGGUCUUCGGUGAAAACUGUGAUAACAAAGUCUUGAACGUAACAUCCGGCCAGAUACACGCAGAUGAUUUGAAUAACAGUUCAAAUAAUAAUGUAGAAUGUGGUAAGGUGUGGGGUGAUAUGUGCUUAAACCAGGUUUGCGAGAGAGUAGAAACAAUGGGAAGAAGUUUGAAUGAGGGAAGUAACAUGCUCGGUGGUCUUGGUUUAUUGUGCGCUUUGGCAGAACAGAGGUUCAUGGAGGAGGUUGCCACAGCUAGUGAGAACUCCGCAUCAAAACCAGAGUCAUCUGGAUUGACUGGUGACGACGUCCAUAAUUCCUCUUCACCGUGUCUUUCGGUCAAGUCGUUAGAAUCUCCCCCAGAAGUUGCUGGGGCAGGCGUGGAUGUUAACCGUAACUACAAGACAAGGAAGUCGGAACAGGAAUGUAAGAAAUAUAUUGCAAGCAAGGUAAUGCAGUAUUACCAUCAUAGUGGCACAGGAAAUAACAGUGGGUCAAGCAGUCCACAGCACUGUUCACAGCAAAUGUUACAAUCACAGAAAGUAGUUUCAUUGUGUUCGAGUCCGUCCUUGUCAUCUGCUGAAAUCAUGGAUGCUAUGGAACUGAACAUGCGUAUGAAGUUAGCAGAACUACAACGCAAGUAUCGUGAAAAGCAACGUGAACUUUCUAAACUCACUCCCAAGAAAUCAUCACUGUCAGAUGUGACAGCAAAUGAAGUGUCGGAUGCUCCUCAGACCGUCAGCCCAGUGAAGAGGGGUCCAGGCCGACCAAGGAAAAAGUGCAACAAGCUGUGCCUCGAUUCUCCACCACUAUCACCCCCUGGUGGUACAGGUUUAGCAGCUCCAAAGCUCAGGGUUGGGCGUGCACCUCUGCUAGCAUCGUCUCGAGAAUUGCCACCGCCUGUGCUUGAGAAGGUAAGCAUUGUUACUGAACUGACCGCACGUCAAUGUCCGAGGUUCGAUACUGAUGACGAUAUUGCAGCCCCCAAGUUGAAAGCUUCAAAACCAGAUAUUUUGAAACCACCGACAUUAACAGCCAGUCGAAUCUUGACAUGCGCCAAAUUCAAACCAUCUCCAGUUACUUGUAACAAUAGUAACGUUGUUACAAAGGGCCUCAAACUACCACAGUGCAAUGUUAAUCUGGUGAAACUCACAACAAGUCAUGGGGAUGUCACUAAGAUGAAGAAUGCAUCUGGAAAGCCAGGAAAUGAGUCUGGUGGUGCUUGGAAGAAUGUGGGCGCAUCUGCCUCAGUGACUCCGUGUGACAUUAAACACGGGAGCAUAACGGCAGUAUCAGAGCUCGGUGUUGUAGAUAAACAACGGAGUGCCUUGUCCACCCCAACCGGCCACACAUUUGGCUGGAAACCCCCAGCACACCUCACCCUCAUGUCAGGGGAGAGUGAUUCUUUAUUCUGGUUCAAAACUGCUUCAAGCAAAUCAAGUGUUUCCAAAUCUCAGCAACAGGAACAAAGUUCUCCAUCACUAGAGAUCUCGGAAGACCACAAGCCAAAGCUUUCUCUGUCCCCACCACCUCUGUCACCCUCUCUACCCCCGUGUCUCUCUUCAUCAUCAUCGACUUCUUCAACGUCGUCGUCAUCAAAAAAGCGGAAAGUGGGCCGGCCAAAGAAACAUUUCUCUGUGACAGGUCGAGAAAUAGCAACUGAGACAAUAGUUGCAAAGAAACCCAAGUCAAAGAGCAGUCUAGUCGGACUGUUACUAUCCAAGUCUCGGCAUGCCAAACCUCUCCACAUCAAACCUGCUCAUUCUGUAUCGCAUAAACCCCUCACAAAUUCUCAUGUUGAUAGUUCUGUUCCAUCUUACGGUAGCAGAGUUGUUACAUCUCAUAAAUCGAAUGGCAGUUCUUCAGAUGGCACAAAUUUGUACAACAAACCACUCAUAAAUUCUAGUAGAAAUAAUGCCAACAAUUACUUGGAGAGUGGAAGCAACUCUGUUAAGAUUAAUGGUUUUACUAAGAUUGGUGGUAGAAAAGGGUGUGAGAGUAGUGGCGUUGUGAACAAGAGAAAUGGAACAUGUCUGGCAUUGUCAGAGAGGAAACCUAAUAAGAUUCGUCCAAAACUGAAGGCAGAGGCUAAAGUGAAGACAUGGUCAUGGUGUGAGGAUGAAGAUACAGUGCCGAUGGAAUGGUCUGGCAGCAAGGUGAAAGCUGUGGAACCUGCUGUCACAUCUGCUGCUGUUCUGAGCCAGACAUGUUGGGCAAAGAAAUCAGAAGUCAAGAUGGAGAAACCUAUGGCAAAAGUUACCACAACAUCGGCAUCAGAAGUCGUUGCUCGAUCAAGGAAACGAAAGUGUAGCAGCAAUAGCAGUGAUUCAAAGUCUGUGAUAACAGCAGUAACUUCUGCAGCAACAGCAACCACCAUUAGCACAAAUUUCACUACAGCCACCAUCACCACUACCACUGCAACCACAACCACAAUCACAACCACAACAACAACAACAGCAGCAACAGCGGCAGCUCCUGCUAGUAAACCUUCCAGAAAGGGAAAAUCUGUUCGGGAGAAACGUGCCAAGCACUCAUGUGAUGGUUCUUCCCCCACCAAGAGACAGAAGAGGAGUAGUCCAACCUCUGGACAAGGGACGGCAAGCAGUGAGAGUGAGGACAUCCCCCUGAGCAUCCUUAGCAAACAGACUGCAGCUGCUGCUGUGGCAGCAGUGUCUGCGCUGCCCACUGCUCCCUGCCAGCUGACACAAGUGCACCUGAACACUGAGAAGCAACGUGCACUCACUGUGGUGGGUGGGCUCUUUUAUGCUGGAACUAUCUCUGCAAUUCAGGCACCAGAUAUAUAUGGGAUCACUCUUGAUGGGGAGAGAGGCAGUCGGCCUCAUAUUUACUCACGUGAAGGAAUUCUUCAGGAUGCUAUACUGGAAGUUCGACCAAGUAAUAUUAGUGACCUGACACCUGGAACAAGAGUGUGUGCCUACUGGAGUCAGCAGUACAGGUGCCUUUACCCUGGAACAGUGGCACAACCAUCAUCACCGGACCCAGAACUUGAUCUGCAUUUUGUUAAUGUUGAAUUUGAUGAUGGAGAUAGUGGUCGCAUAAACUUGGAUGACAUCCGACUUUUGCCCAAAGAUUACCCCAUUAUUGAAUAUGAUCCAGAACCGUCAUGGAUGUUGGGGAAGCGUCGGCGAAGAAACUCUGGCGCCAGCUGUGAGAGUCAUUCAAAAGAUCGGAGAGCCAGUGCUGAAGCAGCAAAUACCAAUAACAACAACAACAACAAUAAUGUAAAGCGUGGAGCAGCUACACAGAAACAGGUCCCUCAAACUAAAGAAUCUCCAUCAGCUGCUGAUAGAAACACUGCAGAGAGUUCUGAGAGAAAGCAGCAGGUGCCAGCAAGGCCUAAUUCUAAAACUGGCUCAACAUCCAGAAGCAACAGCAGGGUGUCUUGCACAACACGGCCAGUGAGUACUACAAAAACAAGUACUUUCAGCCCUACAGUUGAGACUCUCAGAAUUCCGACAGACAGUGAUGCAGCAGGAAAGACUGAGGUGAGUGAUCGAAGUAGUAUCAAUGGUAGUGGCCGUGAGCGGAAACGUCUGAAGAAGAGGAGACGGGAGAAACUGAAGCGUCUGUUGGCUUCUGUAACAGGCGAGAGCAUUCUCACAGUUGGGCUGAAGAAGCAUAGGAGAAAACAUCGAUGUAGUGGUGGAGAGGAGCACUGCAGACACAAGCGGCACCAUAAGCGACAUCGGAAACACCGCCAUCGAAAUCACAACAGUAAUCACACCAAAGACUCCAGCUCUGGCUCUUCCUCAGCUGAAUCAGGCUCAAGACCAGGUGUUGCUGAUGGUGAUGCCCUGUCAAGACUGUCUCCAGUACUGGAGCAGCUUGACAUUUUGGAAAUCCAGCAGACAGCAAUAAGACAUCUGACCACGGAACAGGAAGCUGCAGUAGACGCAAGUGUCACGACUCAAUCCCCAGAAACAGUGACAACAGCACAAGCAGCAACAGCAAACACAAUCCAGUCAACAGCAACUGCAACAGAUGCUGAUGACUCUGACAGUGAAACUGAACAUGAACAAGAAGUGGCAGCUGAUACAACAGCAGAUCCACCAAAACCAGCAGACAAUUCUGUCAUUUCUACAGCAGACAGCAAGAAAGUGAAGAAAGUAAAAGAAGUUGUCAAACCAAAGAAGGGGCGGGACAGGCAGCCUUCAGUAGAGAGCCGAAGUAAAAUGGCAGCGUUUCUGCCAGCUCGACAGCUUUGGGGCUGGUCAGGACGGGGAUUUAAACGGCCAGGGGCAAAGGGACGGGGUAAAAAGGAAUUCUAUAAAGCCAUUCAACGUGGCAAGGAGACUAUUAGGGUGGGCGAUUGUGCUGUUUUCUUGUCGACUGGACGACCUGAUCGACCGUACAUCGGUCGCAUUGAGUCCAUGUGGGAAUCUUGGGGUACUAACAUGGUGGUUCGUGUCAAAUGGUUUUACCAUCCAGAGGAGACUAAUGGCUGCCCUGCACAACUGCAGUACCCGGGGGCACUCUUUGAGUCUCCACAUGUUGAUGAAAAUGAUGUGCAAACGAUCUCCCACAAAUGUGAAGUACUACCGCUGGAGGGGUACACAGGUCGACUGGGUUCUGAACCACAGCGUUACUCAACAGUGUAUGACAACAAUGACAUCUACUAUCUCGCUGGAUACUAUGAUCCUACAACCAGUCAACUGACUAUUGAACCAGGCGUUGUUUAAAUUUACAACUGUCUCAAAUGAUGCACACAUUUGUAACAUACUGUUAGAAAUAAAAUUGAUCCAGUUCAUCUUCCCAAACAGAUCAUGGACAGUACUUUGAAAUAGAUCUUGGUUAACUCUCACGAUUCAUGAUAAUCUUCUCAUUUAAUUCGGUGAAAUGUGACUUCCGCAAUUGAAACAGCACCAACAGUAACCAAAACGUUAAUCAAUUGACCAGCCAUAUUUUAAAUCUCAAUUCACUCAUCUGUGUUUCAUUCUGCCUGAAGCACACACUCUGUUCAGUAGCAUUAUGUGUGCCUAAUAUUGUUACAGCAUUUGAUGCUGGAUUCUGUAAUAAUUUUGCCUUCAUAUAACAACUACUGUUAUGAUUUUAUUAAUGAUGAUAAUUUAGGAUUAUGUGCGAAUAAUAAUUUUCUUCACAAUAAUUCAUGUAUUGUUAGAGUCAGUUUUGUACUACAGCCCAAAUAAAUGUUUGGUGUUGUAUUUAGCCUCAGGAUAACAAUAUUCAACUUUAAAUUUUGUUUUAUUUUAAUAUCUGAAUUUUUAAUAAAAUUUACAAUGAAAAGAAUCUGACUCUUUCAAAUUAAAGCCUUUGAGCCAGAAUAUUCAUAUAAUAUCUUGAAAUUCAUGAAAUUGCUUUGUAGUCAGGUAAUUCUGUAUUUGCCUUGCGGGGGCACUCUGGUUCUGUUGCCAUCAGGAGCAGGUAUUUGAAUCAUAACCUAGAAGCUGACUUCUUACGUUCGUUCAUGAACACGAAAUAUUAAAAUUUAUAUAUAUAUACUUAUUUGAAAAACUGCAUGACUUGAGUUGUUUGUUGCGUGAAAUGUAAAUUAACACAGUCAUUGUAAUACCUGCUUCCAUACUGGUGUUCUGUCCAGCCUACCAUAUCUGACUCUGGUAAUACAGCAGUAUGCUUUAAGCACUUUGAGCUUGUACUUUUAUCUUCUGUUGCCGUAUGGUGUAUGCACCUACCUUAAAUGAUUUCUUGAAUAAUUGAUUAAUCUGUCACCAUUCAUUUCUUUAUCAUGUAAUAGUGCAGAAGUUGGUGUUCUUCUAAGAGUGGCCGAGUUGAAGGGUUAGUUGGAAAGCAAAGUACCUGUUAGUGAAUAUAUUAUGAAACAGCUUCUGCUUCCAAACUUCUUUGUGUUUCUAACAGGAUGUGUGUACACCUCUAUUAAAUUUAAUAUUACAAUGAAUUGUUACUAAAUUAAAUAAUAAACACAUACAAAUAUAUGACAAGAGAGACAUGGGAAAGAAUGAUAGUUCCAUUGAAAUGCCAUGAAGUAAAAUGAGGUUUUCUCAUGUAUCAAGUGGACAUUCAGUUAUUUGGGGAAUUAGGUUGUGUAUAUAGUGACAGUUCUCGGCUAUGGUUUUAAACUUUUGGUUUGCUUUCAUUAGUAUGUAUGCCCUAUCAAAAACUUGGUAUAUUUAUGACUAUUAUGUUUUAAUCUUUGCAGAGAGAGAGAGAGUGAGUGAGUGAGAGUUACAUAUGCAUAUGCUAAUGCUAUUAAAAAACACACAUACUUCAAUUCCCCAAUUAUGCCUGUGUUUAAAUAAUGAAAUCGUUCCAGUACUGCAGUACCAGAAGUACGGAGUGCAUCACCAUAUCUCGUUAGUGACAGUAUUGGAAUGUCCUGGAACUUCAUUGCUCUUCUGUUCUAUUGUUCAGGAUAUUAUAUUGAAUUCUAAUAUGACAUCCACAUUUUGAUGCUUAUCCUUUUGCAGUCUCUUGUUAAUACACCACACUGAUUGGUACACCACAUAAAAAUUAUAAGCUGGCUCAUAAUUUCAUUUUGUGGUAUUUUCUAACAAGCUUAUAAGGAUUAUUCAGUUUACUAUAGUAAAUGUAUACUUUCAGAUGCAAAGUUUAUUUUUCAAUAAAUAUACCACAUUAUUUUGAUGGGUAUUUAAUAAUCUUAAUUACAUAUUGACAAAAUGCACAACCAUAUUUCUCCAACUAAAUUUGUAUCUGUCCAGAAGAGAAGAAUAUGUAUGAUGACUGGAUCUUCACCCAUAAUUUAUGUAGAGAUGCUUAGAGCCUUUGAAAAACUUAUGAAAAAAGUAUUUAUCCAAAUAGUACAGUAUUUCUUGUAUGUUAUGGCUUCAUUUGUUUGUUAUAUUAAAUGAGAAUGAGUUAUGAUAUUGAAAUAAUUAUGAUCAAACUAAGGUAAAGGGAUCUAUACAGAAGAGUUACAUGAAAUAGAAAUAUAACAUGUUUUUGUAACAUCCCUGUGCAAUUUGGUUAUUGUUUUAUGUAUUAUUUUAUCAGAAAUGAACACUUAAAAUAUUUUAGUGUUACUUCAUUAUUAGAGAUUUUGUAUGUUUGGAUAAAUAUUAGUGAUACUUAACAAUUCAAAAUGGAAUGAUGUUUUAUUUAGUGGAUACUUGUUUGCCACGAGCAGUAUGCAUGUAGUACAGACAUGCAACUUUUCCCACCAGAAAAAUACAGUUGGUUUUACAAAGCAACUUUAAUUGUAAAUGCACUAACUUAAUAUCAGAAUAUUUUGAGCCUAGUGAUUUCUACAGGGCUUGUUUAUUGCAAUCAAUUUUUUAUAGUGGGUGUUUUGUGGGUUUGUUAGAAUACCAAAAUGGUAUGGUUAGUUGUAGAAAAGUCUUUUGAAGAUUAAUUUUAAUUUAUUUUUCCCCACCUUUCCUUCUUAAUACAUAUAUAAGUAUAAACUGUUAUGCUACAGUAAAUGAAUAAUUUUUAUUGUAAAGAUCACACAUUCAUACUUAGUAUAUACAUAGUAUAUACUAUGUAUGUUCUUCUAAGAAUAGAUCAUAACCUUAAUUAUUUUAUCUAUUUUAUGCUCCUUAAGAAAACAAAUAUAUUCAGUGUAUAAAAAUGUUUUUAUACAUUCUUUUCUAUAAUAGGGUGUAUUUAUAAUUCCAAAUUUUACAACUAUAGAACAAUUCUGCAUGCAGCAACAUUUUGAUAUAUACAUGAGAAUUACAGCAUAGGGCACAGUGCUGUAGCACAUCAAAUGAGAAAUGUUAUAUAUGGAAUGCUGUGAUCCUUGGUCUUACUUUUCUAAAUAUCACAUUUUGCAGUAUAAAAAUUAAUUACAUUAAACCUGUGCAAUGUUAAUGUCUCAAAAUUACUAUUGAUUUUAUUAUAAUUGUUACUUAUAUGCAAAAAAUAAAAGCAGAAUUUUGUCUUUUAUUCAUCAUGCAGGAUUUGGAAUGAAUGAAUUUAUUAUAUUUUAGAUUCUAUUCUAUAAUUCUGUCACCGUAACUGAUACCAGGUAUUUGUAUUUCAUCAUAUUGUAUACCCAGUGUGUUGGUAUGUUUUAAUAUCUCAUGAUAAUUAUUGGUAAGAUGUUUUCAGGUUGUUAUGUCACGUCAGAUGAAGUUCUUUCCCAUUUUUAAAGAAGAUGGUGUUUUCUUUAUCGAAAAUAGAAGUAUCUGCGCAGAGAUGUUACUUGCUGCAAAAGACUGGGUGACAUAAAGAACAAAAUGGUAGAAUAUUAGACAUUUGUUAGAAAUAUGAAUAUAUAUUUAUUGAAACCUCUAAUUUUUGUACCUUCUGAAAAAAACAAACAAGAAAUUUUAGUUUUGUGAACAAAACCAUUGGUACGACAUACUCAUCACUACAUGUUUUGGGCUGAUGAACUCAUCUUCAUGUGUUCCUUGUUUAUUUUUCAUGCAGUAAUACAUUUUUGCGUAUCCUGGAUAAUGGUUUGCAGCCCUAUUUCAGAUGCACCACUACCCAGCAUAUGCAAGUGUGGAAGUGCUUGCGAGUUGAACAAAGAACACCUGAAGAUGGGAUAAUCAACCUAAAAUUUAGUGAAGUGUUAUUAAGUGUAAGCCAUGGAGAAGAAUUUUUGUGCUGUAUAAAGAUAGCAACGAUAAACAUGUAAAAAGAAGUUUUCUCUGCAUCCCAAGAAGAGUUCAUUGUGCAAAUUUAAAUUUUAUGAACAUGAUGGAGGUGGGGGAUAAAUUUGCCCCCUACUUGAACAUUUGUUACAUUAAACCAAAUAUGCGGAAUAUUAAAUAUUGCAGUGACAUCUCGUAUCUGGUAUUGAUAAACUGUCUGAUCCAAAUAGAACACAAUCUUUAGCUUUCCACUCUAAAGCAUGUUUUUUUUUUUACAUAAACACCAUUUCACUGAUAAUAAUUUCCCACAAGUGUUGCAGGAAAUGAGAAUUUUGAGAAGACUGAGUCAUGACAUAAUAAAAUGAAAACUAUUCUUCACCAAAGUUUUUACAAACUAUUUCUUUCAAAUUCUUGUCAUGCAUUAAUCUAAAAAUACAAAUGUAAUGAUGUAUGCAAUGAAUAACCUGUAGUUUUUGCAAUUUAGGUAGGUCAUACUUCUUUUGCUGCUGUCACCUGAUGCUACUGUAUGCAUGUAUAUAUAUGUUGCUAGUUAUGGGAGGGGGGGACUUGUAUAUGUCAGUUCAAUUUUGCCUGUUGUAUUGUAAUAACUUGAGAAGUACCUGGUCAUUUAACACAGUAUGUACAGAGUUUAAAUGCUUGUGGAUAUAAAAACCAUUAAUUGUGCUAAAUACAUUUUGCCUUCUUAAAAAAACAAGUUAAAAAAAUUAAAAAAAGAGCAUGAAUCAGUACAACAUUUCUAUCUGUGCAGAAUUUACAGUAAUUACACAGGUUAAAUACAAAAAAGAGGCAUUUUAAGAGCCCCUGAAAAUUCCUUUGGGCGAGGUACGGAAAAUAUGACGCGAGAAAUAUUGAAGUAUGUCGAAUCUCAGCUCUGCCUGUUAUCUGCUGUGUAGAAUAAAAGAGAUGGAGGCAAGGAGACGGAUUACAUUGUCUGGAGAAAUCAUUUUGGGGUACUAAAGUAAAUGUAGCCUAUUUACAAUGGAUAUGCCUGGAGAGUACAUUAGGUUAUUGAAUCCGAUCCUCAACUUUUUAAAGUUGAAUAACAGAUAUCUAGAAUCUCUUGAUACACAUAUUUUAUUCUUGUAACUAUUUAUGAUAAUGCAUUAUUGUGUGUUUGCCGUACGUCAGUGUGUCUGGAGGUACUAUAACACACAUAUUAUUACAUUUAUUAUGUAACUUCUUCAGCUAGGUAAAUAGGAAGCGGAUUAGAGACUUCCAAUUCACCCAUGUAUGCAAUAAGUGAAUGGCUUUUUGAGUUGUUUCAGUGGUUAUUUUUAUUCAAUGUGUAUAUAGAAAGAGUUUACUUUUGAUAAACAUACAUUG
Zootermopsis nevadensis is the source of this 14330-nucleotide messenger RNA. Lineage: Eukaryota; Metazoa; Arthropoda; Insecta; Blattodea; Termopsidae. The record is from RefSeq and is a predicted model, not a curated record.